This is a messenger RNA of Medicago truncatula (barrel medic), 2702 nucleotides long. Its product is annotated as probable disease resistance protein At5g66900. Lineage: Eukaryota; Viridiplantae; Streptophyta; Magnoliopsida; Fabales; Fabaceae. The transcript has 5 exons. Bases 181 to 2595 code for a protein of 804 amino acids. Gene Ontology annotation, molecular function: ADP binding. The record is from RefSeq and is a predicted model, not a curated record.
AGAAAUUCUGCCAAAAAUAAAUAAACAUCUUUAAUCUUUCACUACUAGCAUUAUUAGACAAGAAUUUCCUAGAAGCUACCUUUUCAUAUUAUAUUAGUUUCAUUGAACUUGAGAGAUCAUUGAACUGGAAAGUUUCUUCAUCAACAGGUGUUCAUUUCAUUUCAUUUUUCAUAUCCAGUUAUGGCAGGAGAGUUGGUUGGAGGGGCAUUUCUUGGCGCAGUGGUUCAAGAAGGAGCAAAACCAUUCACAAAUCAAAUAUCCAAAGGUUUGAAGUUCAAAAAAACACGAAAAAUCGUUGACUCUCUCGUGGAACGAAUCAAGCCAGCAGCAGAAGAAAUUGAACGAUUAAAUGAAAACUUGGAUCGUCCAAAGGAAGAAACAAAAGUGCUAAUGGAAGAACUUAAACAAGGGAAAGAGGUAGUUAACAAACACUCCAAAGUUCCUUGGUGGAAAUUUUGUUGUCUACCUUGCUUCCAAGGAGAACUUCAAGCUAAGGAAGAGAAAAUUGCUAGAACCUGUAGCCUUGUUACCCCGAUGAACACGGCAAGAGAUGUUAAAGAGACACUUUCUAUAGUGAGAGAUUUGAAGGGGAGACAAUUCAAUUUCAAGAGGUUAUGUGAAUGUGAUCCUCCUGUAAAACCUGAUUUCACUGUUGGGUUGGAUGUGCCUCUGCAUCAGUUGAAGAAUUGGGUGCUCAGUAGUGAUGUGUCUGUAGACUCUGUACAUGUGUUAACUGGCUUGGCUGGAUCCGGGAAAACCACUUUGGCUACGUUGCUAUGUUGCGAUGACAAAGUUAUAGGAAAAUUUGGGGAAAAUAUAUUGUUCUUUCAUGUGGCGAAAAAUCCAGAUUUGAAGAACAUUGUGCAAACAUUGUUUGAACAUUGUGGACAUAAAAAGCCUUACCUUGUAGACCAUGAUGAUGCGGUUAAAAACUUGAGAUGUUUGCUCAACAAAAUUGGAGAGAAUCGUCGUCCAUUGAUGUUGGUUCUAGAUAAUGUUUUCCAAGGCUCAGAAUCCUUUGUCAAUGCCUUCAAGGUUCAAGUUCCAGAUUAUAAAAUUUUGAUAACUUCUAGAGUUAAGUUUCCACGGUUUCAAACUUCAUUAUUCUUAAAGCCUCUUAGCGAUGAUGAUGCUGUUACUGUUUUCCGUCACUUUGCACUACCAAAUGAUGGAACCACAGGAUCUUACGUUCCUGAUGAAGAUGAUGUACAACAGAUAGCAAAGGGUUGCUGGGGUUCUCCACUGGCACUUGAAUCGAUUGGGGGAUCACUCAAUGGGCAACAUAUUGAGGCAUGGAAAGAAAUGGUGAACAUGCUGUCCGAAGGUGGUUCUAUUGUUGAUUCUAAUGAUGAGUUGCGUGAUCGCCUGCAAAAAGUUUUGGAGAAUGCAUUGCAAGAUAAUCACAUCGUCAAGGAGUGCUUCAUGGACCUUGGAUUGUUUUUUGAAGACAAAAAAAUACCUGUGGCUGCUCUAAUUGACAUGUGGACAGAACUGUAUGACCUAGAUGACGACAACAUAAAAGGAAUGAACAUUGUUCGUAAGCUAGCCAACUGGCAUUUGGUUAAGCUUGUAGUUUCAAGGGAAGUGACAACUCACGUUGACCAUUACUACAACCACCAUUUCCUUACUCAACAUGACCUUCUUAAGGAGAUUUCUAUUCAUCAAGCGAGACAGGAACCAUUUGAACUAAGAAAAAGGUUAAUUUUCGACGUCAAUGAAAAUAGCUGGGAUCAACAGAACCAACAAAAUACCAUUGCUCGCACAUUGUCCAUAUCACCUGACAAAAUAUUAACCUCAGAUUGGAGCAAUGUUGAAAAAAUUAAACAAGUUGAGGUUCUGAUCUUGAAUCUCCAUACUGAAAAGUACACCUUACCAGAGUGCAUAAAGAAAAUGACAAAACUAAAAGUUUUGAUAAUUACCAAUUAUAAAGGCUUCCACUGUGCUGAGUUAGACAAUUUUGAGAUACUUGGCUGUCUACCCAACCUUAGACGAAUCAGGUUGCACCAGGUUUCAGUUCCUUCCCUUUGCAAAUUGGUUAAUCUGCGAAAAUUGUCCCUUUACUUUUGUGAAACGAAACAAGCUUUUCAAAGUAACACCGUUUCAAUUUCGGACAUACUACCAAAUCUAAAAGAAUUAUGUGUUGAUUAUUGCAAAGAUUUAGUGACACUUCCUUCCGGACUCUGUGAUAUUACUUCCCUCAAGAAGCUUAGUAUCACAAGGUGCAUAAAUUUUCUUUCGCUGCCACAAGAAAUUGGAAACCUCGAGAAUUUGAAAGUAUUGAGACUUAGCUCCUGUGCUGAGUUGGAGGAGAUACCAACUUCAAUUGAAAAGCUUCUUAAGCUACAUUUUCUUGAUAUAUCAGGUUGCGCAAGCUUUCACAGUUUACCAGAAGAAAUUGGAAACUUGCAUAAUCUAAAAGAGCUUCACAUGACUGGUUUCUCAUUAGACACAUUGCCAGGGUCAGUCACAAAACUCAAGAAUUUAAAGCAUUUAAUAUGUGACCAAGAGACUGCUGUAUGUUGGGAAAAUUUCAAGCCUAGCCUUCCAAAUCUGAAAAUAGAAGAGGCUGAAGUUAACUUAUUCAUUAUUGUAUGAUACUAUAUAUUCUUUCAUUUGUUUGCUGUCAUGGUAAUAUCUGUAAUGAACUCAAUGAUUUUCAAUUUCCAUUUAUACUAUAUAUCCUUGUAUACAUUUAUUUGAAA